Molecule: messenger RNA, 3666 nt
Organism: Amoebophrya sp. A120
Lineage: Eukaryota; Dinophyceae; Syndiniales; Amoebophryaceae
Source: the annotation of a GenBank genome assembly
AGCGAAACAAGUACAGGAAAAGUAAGCCAGCCUGUCGCACUAGCCUCAGGCGCACAUCAGCAAAACUACAGCUGCCGCUCUUGACAGAAUCAUGGAGCAGGGCUUACCACUUUCCCCUCUACCGGCGACCGACACCGUCGAGGACCUUAGCGGCGCGGCGCCGCAAACGUCGGUGCCCCUCCGUCUACCUGCUCCGCCUUUGCCAGACAUCAAGACCGCGGAGCACGAACUACACCAGGGCCAAGAACACAACAACAUGAACAACUCCACACACUACAUACAGCUGCAGGACUGUUGUUCGGACGAAAUCGAUAACAAGGCCAACUACUUUCCGCCCUCCCGCAACCCCGAGCGGGCCCGCAGCGAGACCAGCGCGACGACGCCAACUCCCGGCGGGGCGAGCAUUGCGGACUUUGUCGCCCAAAGGGAAAAGCAGGAUCAUGGAGAAGACAAAUAUAGUACAACUGGAACAAACGUAGUAAAAAUCGAGCCCAUUGACGUGGACUUUUUUGAAAACGACGUCUCGCCGAAGAAGAACUACAACAUGACCGUCCUCGGCAAAAAGAACCCCUCCUGGGACGAAAACGGUUUUCGGUGGGUCUCGGUCGUUUCUAUGGAUUGUAAAGAUGUCUGGGUCUGGAAGAAUGCAGAAGUUUGUCAUGCAGAUUUUCCAAGACCCAUGAGGUCUGUGAUGCAUGCCCUAGCAUCAGAGACUCUGCGAGGGCUUUCUGAUGCUCAUACCGCAUGAGAAAUGCCCUCCCCGCGUAGCACAAAUUGCACCUCUUAUGCUGUUCAUGCAAUACAGAUUUUAUGUAGAGUCCAAAGGUAGCAUCACAAGUUCCAACUUUCCAGACCCAGACACUUUUGCAUUUCAUAGUUUCCGUGGAUGAGCAAUCGGGUAGCAGCAAUACACCAGUGGCUGGCGCCAAUGCUACGACUGAGGAGAUGAAGCUCGAGGAGGGUGAUGUGCAGCAAACAGCAGAAAGUGACAGCGGCGUAGGAUCCAAAGAGGUUUUAAUGACGAGCGGUCAAAGAAGCGAAGAACCUGGUGCACAAGAACAUCAUCUCCUCGAAACGACAAAUCGCGGCUACGGUCAGGAGGUGCACCAGCUCGACGUGCAAUUUUCCCGACCAGAUGAUCAUGAUGGCUCCCGCAAAAUCAAAAACACGGAGAGGUCGAGCAGCAGCCCGGACUACGAGAAGGACUACACUUCUUGCGAAGACACGAAGAGUUGUGUGCUUCCUACUGCGGAGAUGUUUAACAAACCUGCGAGCAGCAGCCCUUCCUCGGCAAAGACGAUUGCAGCGACUUCUGGUACUGGAAGUGGUAGUACCUUUUUGACUGCAGAGGACGCCGCGUGGUCUGCGCUGACGGCUCCCGCCGCUCCGGGACUUGGGGCAACAGCAGUACCAGUUGUGCCGGGGGAAAAUGAAAGCAAACCAGUCGAGGAACUACAGGUAAUAAACAAGCCAAAAAACACACCUACGAGAACAACGUCGAACAAACCACCAGCAUCUACUACUAGUACGGCCAACGUGAACACGAUCUCUCUGCGCGAAACCGCCCUGCUCUUCGGUCGCCUGCUGUUCCAGAGCAAGGCGAACACAAAAACUUCUACGGCUUCAGCGGAUAACUGCGGCAAGGGGGGUUCCUCGUCCGCGGAGGGACAGAAAGAAGUUGCGUCUAACCUUUGUGGUGAUCAACGAUCAGUAGGAGAAAGUAGUAUUAGCAUCCGUGGUCCAGCAGGAGGGUCUGCUCUUGUACAGGAAAAAACGGAAGAAAAGAAUGAGCAUCAAGCCGUGGGUGUGGACAGACACGAGUGCAAAACUGGAGGUAGUGCAGUAGGUAACAACGCGCCGUCGCAAAGCGCCUCUCGUGCAAAAUCUCCAGACGACAGGGCGCUCUCGCGUUCGUCUUCUAGAGCCUCCGAUCGCACCAGCCGUAGCCGCAGCUCCAUACUCUCCACCUCUCGCAGUCGUACAACAAGCAGAAGCUCCUCGUCGCGAGGAUCUCAAAAGCAAAACGAAGCGAUGGUGACCCAGACUUCUCCACGUACUAACAGUCGCCGCUCCAUUCCAGGUUUAGCGACACAACAAGCCGCGUCGACGCCGGCCACCACUGGUAAUAAUUGUAAUUCCGAGCAGGGACAACUUCUACAGAUGCACGUCGAGGACCAAGAGCUGCAGAGCCGCAACUUGAGCGGCGUUUCCCUCGACGAAAACAACGCGUUUUCCUCCCUGCGAACCACGGAAAAUGAGGAGAAGAAGAACAACCAGACAAAAGACCGGCAGAAGGAGCUGCACAGAGGUCUCCACUACACAACCUCGCGCACCAGACGUCGUACCUGCAGCCGGGAGCGGAGCUGGACACGGUCGCUUUCUACGAGUCGGAGCUGUAGUUCUUCUUACGACAACUAUCACGGUAGUAGCAGUAGUAGUAGCAGAGAACAUCAAAACUACCGGCGCAGGAGCAGGAGUAGAGAUCGCUAUCGCUUCUCCACGAACCGCCGGGGGCACCAGCACCGCUCGCGAAGUCAAAAUGCAACUUCCGCCCGUAGAGGAGGACGAGAAGAGAGUGGGAAUGGGAAACACAAACACCCACGCAGCAGGCAAACCAAGACGAAGACAAACAACUACCAGAGCAGGCACUUCACGAAGGGAAAAGAUGCGGCGCCAAAGCUGCAGAAAACAAACGACGGCGCAAACAAGAAACAAACCAUCAAAAACGGUAAGAACUCCCGCGGGAACAACAGGAACAACCGAAGGAAAAAGGGGAAGAAGAAUAACAAUCGGAACAAUAUUAUGUUGAAAAACACGACGGACGACACUUCCGCACCAGAUCAGCAAAAUCUACUUCGGCCGCACAUCAAUAAAAUGAACACAAAUACAACUAGCAAGCAAACUCUGAAAUCCCCGGCGCAAAUUCUGUUGCGGCUCUUGACCACCGCCACGAACAUCGAGCCUGCAGUGAAAGCAACGCGGAGUAGUUUCAGUUCGAAUAAGACCGCAGAAGAGUGGUUGCGCAAAAACGUUCCGAAGCAAUUUUGCGAACAGUUGUGCACCCGAGUGGAGGCGAAAGCGGCGCUGCGUAAUGAAAACGAGGGUGAGCAAGGAACAAGUCGCUCCUCAGGUACGAACUCCAGUCGCGUUGAUGUCUUUGAGCGGUUGCUGGCGCAGGUGGGGAAAAACGCGGAUUUUUUUGACGAGGUGUUCCGCUCGGUAAACUGGGUGCUGGUUUCGAAAAAGAAGGAGGAGGAGGGAAAGUGAGGGAGGUCGGCAACAGUACAUUUUUUUUGCGUGAUCUUGACAAAGUGUUUUUUGCCAAUGCAUCGACCCCGUUUCUUGCAACGGGUUUUGAUUUGAAGGUGGAUCCUACCCAUACGGCACGAAUGUUUAGUACACCAGUAUUCCAUGUAAAUUUAUUAGCAGCAUUGUUGCGGCCAACAUCAACAUGACAUACGGUCUGCCUUUGGGCUUCUCCAUAGCUGCAUCCUUCAUGUGUCUUUUUAAAACUGAUUGGUUUCAUCUGUUUCGCUUUUCCAUAGAUUUCCACAACAUAGAACGCACCUGUUUUCGUACGACUGCCAUGCGGUCAAUUUGUCUCAUUUCACAAAUGUCAGAAAUUAUUUGUCCUGAAUUUUUUGGAAGAAAAAAACCUUACGAGAU